This is a messenger RNA of Anopheles stephensi (Asian malaria mosquito), 7024 nucleotides long. RefSeq lists its product as uncharacterized. Gene Ontology annotation, molecular function: zinc ion binding; metallocarboxypeptidase activity. Lineage: Eukaryota; Metazoa; Arthropoda; Insecta; Diptera; Culicidae. The transcript has 10 exons. The coding region runs from base 680 to 5914 and encodes 1744 amino acids. Gene Ontology annotation, biological process: proteolysis. The record is from RefSeq and is a predicted model, not a curated record.
UCCUCUCUGUAGGAGCACAGUGGCUUCGAAAAACACACAUGCACGCAUACACACAAAGCUCAAGCUUCUCGAGCUACGCAAAGCAGCACUGUGUGUUGUCAGUGUGUUGAUGAGGUGGCUGAGCCUCGUGGAGUAAAGCAGCUUACAGAUGAUUGGGUGUGCUUGUGGGCAAUGUUUUGUUUACGUUUCGUCUCCCGUAUGAUUAACGCGAAGCACAUUGCCAAGCACAUCACCGAUCUCCCACCCUCGCCUACCCUCGAGCCAAUUAAACGAACUAACGAGAACGAAACGGUUGCCACGAUAUUGCCGUGCGAGAAAGAGAGAUAUAGAGCGAAAGAGGCUGAUAGUUUUCUUCGAACAGUCUCAGCUGUGAGCAACGAGUGAAAACAGCGAUAAAAAGUAGAAGAAAAUCCCGACCGCAGUAGCACGGGCCGCCAGCAGCAGCAGCAGCAGCAGCAGGUCGUGUGUCGUUCCCGAUGCAGUGUAUUGUGUUCGGUAGCAUAUCGACGGUUGUUGUCCACCCUUAAAAAGGGACAGCCGGGCGCACUGCAAUUGCAUAAAAUUUGGUACGGGAGUGCAUCCACCAUACACAUUAGUGCCAGGAGGUGAAGGAUGAACAGCGAGUGAAAUUUCGUGUGUGUUGGCAAACGCAAGCAACAGCAGCAGCAGAUCAAACGCGAUGACGACGAUGAUGAUGGUGGAUAACUUUGAGUGUGCUGGAUACACGUUCUACUCAAAGUUCGAUUCCGGCAACCUGGGCAAGGUUGAGCUAGUACGAUGCUGUGAAGGGCUAGGCAUCGUUGGCAACACGGUGUCGAACGUUGUUGGGGCGGUAUCUAGCAGUGCUCCCGUUGUCGGUUCGGCAAGCAAUCAAACCGUGCCGGGCACGGGCAUUACCAGCGCUUCCGCCAUUGUAGCAGCAACACUUGGUAUAGGUUUGCAACAGCAGCAGCAACACCAUGGACUGCUUUCAUCGGCCACCGGAAGUGGUUCAACCGCCACUACUGGCGUGAGCUCCCUUGGCAUGCCCAUACCCUCACCAACACCGCACGCUACAGAAAACCCGCUGGUAGAGGUAGAAUUCAAUUUGUGGACACGGCCCGACUGCGCUGGCACGCCGUACGAGAAUCAGAAUCGCACCUGGUUCCAUUUCGCGGUGACGGGCGGCCGACCGAAUCAGAUCGUAAAGUUCAAUGUGAUGAAUCUGAACAAGCAAGCCAAACUGUUCAGCCAGGGUAUGCACCCGGUCACGAAGGUUGGCCCCAAUGGGCGGUGGGAGCGAAUCAAAGAUAAACCAUCCUAUUCGAUCUCGAACGAUGUGUUUUUCAUCUCUUUCCUGCACAAGGUGCCGGAGGUGGGUGGCGACCAGACCCGAAUCUAUUACGCAUUCACCUUUCCCUUCACGUACACCGAGCUUCUGGAGCAGUUGGGCACCUUCGACCGAAAGUAUGGCCGGCAUCCGUUCGAGCUGAACAAGAUGGCGUACGAAAUUUCGCAAAAGUACGACAAACUCCCGGCGGCCGGUAUGGAAGAGACGAAAAACAUAUCCAACCUGGCGCCACACCGUCGAAAAGGCAAGCUUGCGAAGAUGGAGCGUGUCGACCGUACCAGCCCCGAAUCGUUCGAUGAGACGGCACGCGACGGUGUUGGUCAGCAGGGAGUUCCCUUACCGAGCAAAGAGACCGGGCCGGAAGCGAACAAACUUCAGACUGCCGCCCCAGCGCUGGGAGCCGGUGGUGGCAUGAUUGUUGACGAAAAUACCUCUGAAUCAAUGCAGCAAAUUACGAAUCUUGUAAAUAAGGUGAAAAUAGAGUUACCGACUUCAUCUGGCGCUGGUGCGCUGGCCGGUGCUGAAGCGAAACCCACAACCGCACAAUCGUCGUCCUCAUCGGCGUGCUCAACGAAACUGAAGUUACCGUCGUUUCAUCAUCAGCUCAGCGUGGCAUCAUCAUCGUCCACAGCGAAUCCUGCACAGCCCGAGGACGAUUCGAAAACGGACCCACGCGAUGAAAUCUACUACUGCCGCGAGCUGCUAACGCACUCGAUCGAACGGCGCCGGAUCGAACUGCUCACGAUCAGCUCGUUUCACAAGAUCCAACCGGCGCGCGAGGUACGCCUGCGCAAUCUGUUCCCGGACGAGGACGCUCAACGCUGCCAUACGUUUAAGGAUAAGAAAAUCGUGUUCAUCUCGUCCCGCGUGCAUCCGGGUGAAACGCCGGCCAGCUUUGUGUUGAACGGAUUUCUCACCAUGCUGCUGGAUCGGAAGAGUGUCGUGGCGCAGACGUUGCGGCGGAUGUACGUGUUUAAAAUUAUUCCCUUCCUAAACCCGGACGGCGUUUACAAUGGGUUGUAUCGCUCGGAUACGCGCGGCCACAAUCUGAACCGUGUGUACAUAAGUCCGUGUCACGAGACGCAACCGGCCAUCUAUGCGGCCAGGAAAUUGAUUCGAUACUACCAUCUCGGCGUGGAUGAAGUGGAACCGUAUGAGUUGGAAAAGGAAGCGCCAGCACCAUCGUUGAAUGUAUCGGUUGAGGGUGACCAGGCAGGAGUAGCGGCACCGGUGGAAGGAUCCGCACCCACACUGGAUGUAGCGAGUGGCAGUGGGAAUGUGGCUCUCAAGAAAGUGAAGCGAUUGUCCUCCACCAUGUCGCUGGAAGGAUCGACAAGAAAGCGUCGCACACCGCCCCUAUCCAGCACCCCGUCCGUUCCGACCAUUCCGAGUGAGCGAAGAUCCGUAAUCGCUUUCGUAACACCCACCGCCGAAUCCGCGGCCAGUUUGUCGAAUCGUCCCAAAGCAACCGCCCCGCUGGCCACGACGUGGUCGGAUAAAAUUUUCGCCAAAAUUCUGCGGCGCCGUCGGGCAAAGGCUGCUACGGCGUCAUCAGUCGAUGGUGCGACUGCUGCCGGCGGUGGAAAACUGUCCCCAAUAGCACAGGCUCUCCCAAAGCCGACGCUUCUGUUGCCUGCGGUUGAGGAAGAAGCAGCUGCGGCCAGCCCGGUCAGCCCGGCAACUCCUACCGCUAACAAUCGCACGACAACCGCUUCCAAUGCAUCGUCGCCACUCACCGAUGAAUCGGAUUCAGUGGAGCAAGAUACUCCGGCAGCGUCCGAUUCCGGGUUUAGCGAAGCGAGCUCCACGUCCUCUUCACUCACCACCACUUCGAAGGCUGUUUCUGUGUCGUCAUUGCCCACCCAAUCGUCUGCCGACUCUAGCGGCUGCCCUCCGGCCGAAGACACUCUCCCGGAAGUCAGUUCAGUUCCUGCAGUGGUGCAACCGCCGACCCUCGUAGCGGCCGCUACGACAGCCGCAGCACAAGUCUUCACCGAGAAACUCAUUCCGGAGCUAAAUCCGAUCGUUAGCGAAGGCAGUGCCAUCAACGUUGGCCCUGCUUCCGUCGUCCGUCCAGGUGGUCGUAGCGGCUCGAGUUUGAGCCUUAAGAAAUCCGUGCAUACGGUCGCGGCCAGGGUCGAUACGGGGAAGGGUUCGACUGGGAGCAAGGGCCCACAUCAUAAGGGUGGGCACGCGCUGAACAAAUCGCACCAGUUUCUUGGCGCUCCGCCGGGCACGCUCAAGUUCAAAGAGUUUCUGGUUCACCCACACCACCACCAUCACCAUCAUCAUCAUCACCAUCACCAUCAUCAUCAUUUGAGCGGCGGAGCAGCUGCAGCGGCACCAUCCGGUGGUGGUGGUGGUGGCGGAGGGGUCGUGCAAGGCCAGGUCGUCGCUACACUGCACGGUGGAAAAAUGGCACUGGGGCCGUUUAAGAAAGGUGCUGGCAGUGGGAAACAGCACGCAUCGUCUUCCUCGACAUCUUCCUUGAUUGGUGUGAGUGGCACGGCAGGGCGAACCGUUGCCGGUGGUGGAAGUGUCCUUGGCGAGGUCGGAACCACGGCCUCGGGAGGCAAAACCCGUCCCCAAACGCCGCAAACAAACAGUGCCGCACAGUACAGCCACUAUCGAUCGCACCGCAACGAGUACCUGAAUCCGAUGACGGGACCAGGCGGACCAGGUGGUGGUGGUGGUGGUGUGGGGAGUGUUGGCGGGCCGCGCAGUUUGAACAUCAGCGUGGACUUUCUGGCCCAGCUCGACGAGCGACAUGAUCGGGCAGUGUACGAGGAUCGCAGCAAUCUCUUCAUGUACAUCGAUCUGCACGGACACGCCUCGAAGAAGGGCGUCUUCAUGUACGGCAACCAUCUGCCCAACACGGUGGAAGCCGUGGAGUGUAUGCUACUGCCCCGGUUGAUGAGUCUCAACUCGCAACAUUUUCACUUCGAUGCGUGCAAUUUCAGCGAGCGCAAUAUGUACUACAAAGGCAAACGGGACGGCCUGUCGAAGGAAGGAUCGGGCCGGGUAGCCGUCUACAAAACGACCGGGCUGAUCAAGAGCUACACGCUGGAAUGCAACUAUAAUACGGGCAAAUGUGUCAACAUAUUGCCGCCCCGAGGCAAGGAAAUUGUCGCUAAAACGACGCACACGCUCGUACCGCCCAAGUACACACCGGCCGUAUUCGAGGAGGUUGGCAAAGCCCUUGGACCGUCGAUAUUGGAUCUGACCAAUUCGAACCCACUGUCCCGGUUGCCGAACUGCGAGUUCCGGACACUGCAGGGACUAAGGAAUGCGCUGCGGAUCGAGAUCGAACGCGGCUCGUCGAAGGCACGCGUCACUAAUAAGACCCAGAAGUCCCACACGAAGCGGCUCGCCAAUCAGGUGUCCUGUACGAUAGACGUUGCGAAGGAAAAUGCGAUCCAGUGGGAUCCCCACCAUCAUCAUCACCACCACACGCUCGUCGGCUCGCCGGUUGGAGCCGGUACCGGUGGCCAAUCGGUCGGACCCACCGUCGUCGUCCCAGCGUCGGUGGUGCAAGGUGGUACGAGCUUGUGCAAAAUUGUAAGCGACACGGAAAACUCGCCCACGCUCGGUACCGCCGGUGGCAAUGGGAAUGGAAAUGCUGGCGGAACCGGUGGCGGAACCGGAUCCAGCAGUCGGCAGGUGCUGAAAACGGCGGGCACUACCGUCGUCACGCUGAAAACGUCCUCCAGUACCGGUGGUGGUAAGAUCUGUCGCAAGGUGGGCGCGUUCGGUAAGCCCAAGAAAUCGAAGGUGCUGUGCGAUGUCGGAGGAGGAGGAGGAGGAGCAGGAGGAGGGGUGGUUGGUGGUGCGAUGGCGGGAGUAGGUGGGACCGGCAGUGGGAAGAAAAUGCAGGAGUUGAUGCUCCGCAGCACCAAGGAACAAGUGCCUCGCAAGAAGAUCAAAGUGUCCCCGCAGCAGCAGUGCAACGCGAUGCAGGAGCUCUGCUUUAAGGGUGGUCUUGGAUCGGGUUCGUUGCCCAACUUUCUCACCGUGGUGCCGGGCACACUGUCCGACCUGCCCGGCGCGCUCGUUCCCGGGAAGAAGGUCAAAUCGGAAAGCAAGCUGCUGGACGUGAACGACAUUAUGCAGUGUGACGACAGUUUCGAUGCGGCACCGUGCUGCUCGUACACCGCCGUUCCGCUGGCAUCGGGCACGAUCGUAACCACGGCGGCGGGAAUCACGAAGCUAAUCUCGACGUACACGCAGGCCAGUACCACCGAUCUACACACAGGCACGGAAGAGCUGAUCAGUCUCGGGUGUAGUGGGGACGUUGUUGCGUCCCCCGUCGGUCCCGUAGCGUCCAUCGAGAGUACGGGCGGGAGUGUUGGUGUCGCUGGCGGUAGCAUCGCAAGCGCAAGUAGCGGCAGUAGCAGCGGGGAAGGUAAGAGUGGAAAGUUUGGGAAGAGCACGCUCAAACCAUCGAAGCAGGCGAAGCUGGCCAAAUCGACGAAAUCAGGCAACGAUACCACCGGCAAGAAGCUGCUGAAGAAGAAGCGUUCCCUCAAGACCGACUCAACGAGCCUGAAGCGGAAGAAGACACGCGUUAAGCCGGCGCUAACCUAGGCGGAGGAAGUAGUGCAAUCGAAGUGGGGGUGCUUUUGAGGCGUAUUUAUUUACACAAAAAAGAAAAAAACAAAAACCGAACGAAUCAGUAUAUUUUCCUUCGCUUCCUAGGAACGUGCGUGCCGCCGGCCCUGGUUCCAGGCGACCGUUCGAUCAAUAUUUGACUUGCCACUGAAAGUGGGAACAUUGCAUUAUGCUGCUUUUGGUUUUGCUUUAUGCUUAGUUACGUACGUAUUCAGACUUUAUUCAGAUUUUCUGUAGCUCAAGUGUGAUAUUGCUAUCCGUAUUAUGUGUUACUCAAAAGAGUUUCGAGAGAGGGAAAGUGAGAGAAAGAGAGAGGUUUCUUUAAUCACUAUUUUUCUAUAAUUUUUUCGUUGCUUAAUCUAAGUCUUUUCGUCUGUUAAAUCAGCAGUGUGAGGUGUAGACAGAUUUGACCGUUUUCUAACCACUGUUCGGGCUACUGACACGGAUCACUAUGACUACCACCACCACUGCACUGACUACUACCUACUGAAAUGAUUAUUUCCAGACAAGAACAAUAUGACCGUAACCGUGUGUUCACGUAGGCCCGCCGCUCGGGAGUGAUAUGAUUUUGCUUUGUAAGAUUUCGCGCGUGUUUAUAUCAUCAUUUAAUCGUCACAUCGCACACUGCAUCAUUUAUACAUUAUACCCGUUGUAUUAUUUAACAAAAAAGAAAACGAGCUGAAACGGAAAGGGAGAAAGGAAACGACGACGUACGUGCCUGAGGGGUGGAUGAUGGUGGUUGGUCAAAGGAAAGACGCUUUUUCGCACGCAUCAUUCGGAAUGGAUAGGUGGCCGCGCCUCGCCAACAACAGCCACGAAGCAUUUUUGUUUGUUUGUUUGUUUUAUUAAUCGGUAGUAUUUUGAACCUUUGUUACCAUGUACCCGGCGGACAUCAUCUGCGUGCACCACUACGGAAAGAUGUACAGUGUGUAGCGUGUGUAAUGCACACCAAGAGCAAGACUUGUGUAUGCAAGUACGGCAACAUCGUGAUAAGCGGAAUAAAGAUGGGACAUUUGCCCCGGGGAGAGUGUAAACAGGAUGAAAUAAAGAGCAGAAUGCUGGAAUAAAAUGCGUGUUUGAGCUUAA